UCAGAGCCCUCCUCGCAGCCCUGCAGAACGCGUUAAUCCCUUGAAGUUGUCCCGCAGCUGGACUAUCCGAAGGAAUACGGGCGACUCGGUCGGCUGGCCCUCGGCGUCCAUAAGGGCGUCGUAGUGGGCCUCCCACUCGAGCGCCAUUAGCGCUGCGUAUUUCCGCAGCAGCUCCUCGUCCUUCCUCGCCGUGUCCGUCUCCUCCCGCAUGACGACCCCUGUGAUGGGGCUUGCCCGCAGCACCUGGUGCAGCGUCAUGCCGAAGGCGAACACGGGAGCUGGUGGCCCCAUCCACACGGCCUCGCAGUUGCCGUCUCCUACCAGCACGCCCUCGGCCCGCAGCUGCCGGCGAGUCCUCCCCAGUCCCGUGGCGGUGCGCUCUUGGAUGGCCGAUGCGCCGGCGGGAGGGCCCAACGCCGCCACCAGCUCCGGGGCCCGGUUCCAUCUGCCGCCGUUCGGCAUCUGCCCUCUUGCCAUCCUCUCAGCCCUCUCGGUCGGCACCAAGACGGCCUUGUCGCCCAGAAAGGUGGGCGGUGCGGGUGAAGGCCCGUUGCUUGGUGUGGAUGGGGGCCUGGGUGGAUUGGUGGCCAGGGAGUUGGCGAGAUCGAUGAAGUGAACAUCAUUGACGGAAAGGGCGGCGCCUGGGCGGAGCGCCGACCGCCUCAGCAUGACGUUCCCCAUCGCCCCAUCCAGGUGGAGCACCCCCUGGCCAACCGCUGCAAUGUGGGCCUCACAGGCGAGGAUGAGGGCGCGGGUGAUGACCUCCACUGUGUCAGUGAAGGCUGCUUUCGCCUCCUCAGUGAAGCCCUCGUCCUCCAGCCGCACAAUCGCUUGGUACAAAUUGUGGAUCCUGUCUCCUUCGUGCGGCUGGGCCCACCCAAAGAGGCGGCUCAUCUCAACCCACUCGUUGGCUGCAUGCAUGACACACAGGAAGCACAGGUGACAUGAACAAUCCUGCGUUCCCUCUCUCCCCGCCCUCCUUCUUUGUGUCUUACCAUGCAAGAGGGGGGUGGCUAUGCACAGCGCCUCCUUGGGCAGCCCCUUGGUGUUGGUAUAGGUCAGGGGCUGGUCCUCGUUUGUGUGGGCCGCCAGGAGGGGAAGGAAAGGGGGAGCACCGCCAAGACGCUGCAAGCGGUCCACCUCCACCUGCAGCUCCUUGAUAGUGUCCUCCCUGUCCUCCUUGUCCGUCAAGCUGCCCAGCACGACAAUCUUGAUGGCCGCCUCCUCACCCUGGCCGUGCCCCUCUGGUGCCGGCUCGAUGAAUCCCCUCAGCACAGUGCCAGUUGCGCCUUUCCCGAUGGUGGCCGCCUUGGGGUCCUCCCACACGGUCGACCGCCCGUCGGCCCAGCUGAGAACAGCUGGCCGCCUGUGUGGUUCUGUGGGUGGGGCGUCGACCGGACUAGUGUCGGUCAAGUCCGAUGAGUCGGUCGGCUGGGAUGGUGCCGCCUGUUGCGGAGGUGGCGACGUAACUCCUGCAUCCUCCUUGAUGACAGCAGACCGAAGGAAGCUCUCGGGGCUGCUCACAUCGUCGCUGCCGUCCGCCUCCGUCUCCAU
Molecule: messenger RNA, 1554 nt
Organism: Vitrella brassicaformis
Lineage: Eukaryota; Vitrellaceae
Source: the annotation of a GenBank genome assembly